Molecule: messenger RNA, 518 nt
Organism: Rhizophagus irregularis DAOM 181602=DAOM 197198
Lineage: Eukaryota; Fungi; Glomeromycota; Glomeromycetes; Glomerales; Glomeraceae
Source: RefSeq, a predicted model, not a curated record
AUAAAUCAUACUAUAUAUAAUUCACGAUUUAAUCUUAUUGCCAUUACGAGGAAAAAUGAUGGAGUCUAAAGAUGCAACGCUUGCUUUACCCCUUCCUUCUCAGUUAGACAAAUGGACAAGUUUUGAUGUUUUCAGAUAUUUCAAAAGCAAGGCCAUCGCAUUAUCAAUUCUUGAUAAAGAACUAAACAUUUUUAUUGACGAACGUAUUACAGGAAAACAUUUAAUUGAAAUCACAAUACAUAUUCUUAGAUUAGCUGGAUUCACUAUUGGUUCUUCAAUGAAUAUUAUGGUCGAGAUUAAUUUAUUGAAGAACGAAUACUACAUUUCUUUAUCGAAUAGGACGAACGUAUCAGAGUCAGUCACUGAUAUUACAGAAAUUGAUUACUUGAAGAAAAUCCUUGGAGUGGUCGAAAAUAUUUUGGAACAUAUUUCGUUGUAAUUGAAUAACAUUUAUCCUUUUAAGGAUUUUCUUAGUCUUCCGAUUAUUGUUUUCGAAAGGAUCAAAACUAUUGUAGAAG